This is a messenger RNA of Ostreococcus lucimarinus CCE9901, 2163 nucleotides long. RefSeq lists its product with no specific name. Gene Ontology annotation, molecular function: intramolecular transferase activity. Bases 1 to 2163 code for a protein of 720 amino acids. Gene Ontology annotation, biological process: triterpenoid biosynthetic process. The record is from RefSeq and is a predicted model, not a curated record. The transcript has a single exon. Gene Ontology annotation, cellular component: lipid droplet. NCBI's taxonomy places the organism in Eukaryota, Viridiplantae, Chlorophyta, Mamiellophyceae, Mamiellales, Bathycoccaceae.
AUGCGGGCGGCGUACGCGAAGACGCGGCACGAGCGUAAACACAGCGAAGACGCGUUUCUGCGCGCGCAGUACGACGCGAGGCGAAGCGCGCGAGGCUUGGAGACGAAGACGAAGACGCCGAGCGCGAUGGAGAUUUCGAGAGGGGAAAAAGAGGGGAAGGGCGUCGACGGGGAGGUGGUGCGGCGAGCGAUGCGAGCGGGGAUCGAGUAUUAUCGAGGGAUACAGGACGAGGACGGACACUGGGCGAGCGACUACGGCGGGCCGAUGUUUUUGAUGCCGGGGUUGAUCAUCGCGGCGAACGUCAUGGAAAAAUCGGAGGAGAUCAUCGGUGAAGCGCGAGGGCGGGAGAUGCUGAGAUACCUGGAGAAUCACUUGAACGAGGAUGGGGGCGUUGGGUUGCACAUCGAAGGUCACAGUACAAUGUUUGGGACGGUUUUGACGUACGUGGCGAUGCGGUUGCUCGGCAAGGCGGCGGAUUCGCCCGAGUGCGCGAAAACGCGCAAGUGGAUCAUCGAUCGCGGUGGCGCGACGCAGGUACCGUCGUGGGGGAAGUUUUGGCUCGCCGUGCUGGGGGUGUACGAGUGGCACGGGUUGAAUCCGAUUCCGCCCGAGUGUUGGUUGUUGCCGUAUUGGCUCCCCAUGCAUCCGGGUCGAUUCUGGUGCCACUGUCGCAUGGUGUACUUGCCGAUGAGUUACCUGUACGGCAUCCGGGCCACGGGUAAACCGACGGCGUUGACCGCGGCGUUGAAAUCGGAGUUAUACGCCGAGGCAUCGUACGACUCAAUCAACUGGAACACUGCGAGAAACGCGUGCGCGAAGGAGGACUUGUACUACCCGCACCCGUGGAUUCAAGACGUCGUCUGGUCGACGCUCAUGAAGGUCGAGCCGUUCUUGAUGAAUUCUCGCGUGCGCAAGGCGGCGUGCGAAGAUGCGAUGCGGCAGAUUCAUUACGAGGACGAAAACACGCGCUACGUGGACAUUGGGCCGGUGAAUAAAGUCUUCAAUAUGUUGUCAUGCUGGUUUGAAGAUCCCGAUUCAGAGGCGGUGAAGAAGCACAUUCCACGCAUCGCCGACUACCUCUGGGUCGCCGAGGACGGGAUGAAAAUGCAAGGAUACAACGGAAGUCAGCUGUGGGACUGCGCGUUUUCCGUUCAAGCGAUCGUAGCGACGGGUUUAGCGGACGAAUAUGGCGAGUGCUUACGUCGCGCGCACGACUACAUCGAAAAGAGUCAAGUACGAGACGACUGCCCUGAUGUCGAAAAGUGGUAUCGUCACAUUUCCAAGGGUGCGUGGCCGUUCAGCACACGCGAUCACGGUUGGCCGAUCUCCGAUUGCUCCUCCGAAGGCUUGAAGGCGGCUUUGACGCUGGCGUCGAUGGACGAGAAACUCGUCGGCGAGGCGAUUCCCGUCGACCGACUCGCGGAUUGCGUGAACGUCAUCCUAUCCUAUCAAAAUCGCGGCAGUGGUGGCUGGGCUACGUACGAAAAUACUCGAUCGACGAAGUGGGUCGAGCUCUUGAACCCAGCGGAGACGUUCGGGGACAUCAUGAUCGAUUACCCGUACGUUGAGUGCUCGAGCGCGAGUUUGCAGGCGCUGUGCAAAUUUUCUGAGCGCUAUCCGGACAUUCGCGCCAAGGAUAUCGCGCAUGCCAAGAAGACUGGCCGAAAGUUUUUGAAAAGUAUUCAACGCGCCGAUGGAAGCUGGUACGGAUCGUGGGCGGUGUGCUUCACGUACGGAACGUGGUUCGGCGUCCUGGGAUUGAUCGCCACGGGGUCGACGUACGAGACGUGCCCAUCGCUUCGUAAAGCAGUCGAGUUCUUGCUCUCGAAACAGCAAGAAAAUGGUGGAUGGAGCGAGAGCUAUUUAUCGUGCGAGAAAAAGGCGUACCACGAGCUUCGCGACAAGGAUGGUAAGCCGAAGCCGCACUUGGUAAACACGGGAUGGGCGAUGCUUGCGCUCAUCGCCAGCGGUCAACAAAACCGCGACGCGACGCCAUUACAUCGCGCCGCACGAUGCAUGCUCUCACAACAAUAUGAGAACGGCGAUUUCCCGCAGCAAAGCAUCAUGGGUGUCUUCAACGCCAACUGCAUGAUUUCCUACAGUUGCUACCGAAGCAUUUUCACACUCUGGGCGCUCGGCGAGUACUGCAACAAAGUUCUGUAA